Messenger RNA from Microthlaspi erraticum, 786 nucleotides. NCBI's taxonomy places the organism in Eukaryota, Viridiplantae, Streptophyta, Magnoliopsida, Brassicales, Brassicaceae. The record is from the annotation of a GenBank genome assembly.
AUGGACGAUUACACUAGAGAGAUGAUGGAUCUCAAGACCUUAGUCACUCGAACCCUAGAGAAGAAGGGUGUCCUCGCUAAGAUCCGGGCUGAGCUCCGUGCGAGUGUGUUCGAGGCAAUCGAAGAAGAAGAUAGAGUGGUAGAGAGCAACGAAGGUCUUCCUCCAGCUUUGCUGGGAAGCUGCAAUGAUCGUGCAAGGGAGCUUCAUGCUUUACCUUCAGGGAGGUUGCUGUCUGCGUUAAUUUGUGAAUACUUGGAAUGGGCACAACUCAAUCACACGCUCAAAGUUUAUCAACCCGAAUGCAAUUUGCAAAAAGACUCUUGGAAGUCUGAGCUAGGCUACUUUAGUAGCAACCAUGGUUAUGAGAUCAACAGAAAUGGAGAUAGGCCUCUCCUUCUCGAUGUUCUUCAAGGUUUCUUGCAGUUCGAGACCAUGACAGAGACGACCAUGGGUGUUAAUUCAAGGAGAGAGUCAGAAACUGAGUCCUCAUCAAGCCUCGACUCCAGAAAUCCUCCACGUAGGUCAUCUGCUUCUGAUAGCUUGCCUCCUCUACGAAGGCCAGGUUCUGCAUCCCAAGGAUCAGAUAGAAGAGCGGGAAUGUCUACUUCCGGAUACAGAAAAGAUGAAUUCAACUGGAGACAAGGUAAUCAAGAUGCACAUGAAGAGGUAAUGAGAGCUUCCGCGGCGCUGGAAAAUCUUCAGCUUGAUAGGAAAACUCGGAACUUAACAUCGUCCUGGAGGAAUGUGAGGGAUGGAACAAAUGAAGAAGACGAUGGGAGGGAUUGA